Molecule: messenger RNA, 2765 nt
Organism: Labrus bergylta (ballan wrasse)
Lineage: Eukaryota; Metazoa; Chordata; Actinopteri; Labriformes; Labridae
Gene: angel1
Product: angel homolog 1 (Drosophila)
Molecular function (GO): 3'-5'-RNA exonuclease activity
Source: RefSeq, a predicted model, not a curated record
AUUGCGCAUGCGCUGAUUUCAUUACAGAAGCAUGGUUGGCAGUGUGUUAUUUUAUGUCCUAUACCCCUUGUCGAGGUUCCUGACCGGUCGACAGUCAGAGGCCCCCCAAAAGGGUCACCCUGCAGUGGUUAAUGGCAAGGCGGUGUGGGAUGGUGGUGCUGUCAAAACCAGGAGGUUCACCCAGACUCAGACAUCGCUGCUGGACCAGUGGCUCAGCUCAAGCAGUGGGACGGAGACAGAAAAGAAAGAAAGGAUGAAGGAACCAGUCCCAGAAGAGAAAUGUGAUACCAGGCCGCACACGGACAAAGAAGAACUUAUUCCUGUCCUGCAGAAUGAUGCCACUUCAAAGAACAGUGACGUUCAGCCUGCAGAGAGAAGAAAUGGAAAGGUACAUGAUGACCAAGAGGAAGCUCCAGAGAAAGAGACGAGAAAAAUUCCACAUGAGUUUGAGGAGUAUUACGUCACACAACACACACAGGAGGGGAGUGUUUUUCGAACUGAGGACAUAACCCCACAGCAAGAUCUUUGUGCACAGUUAGAGUGUCUAAAAAUGGAGGAAAGCGCUCCAGAAACGAUCUCUUCUGUGCUGGAGAAAUUGGAGAAACCAAGCUUGGAAGAUCCAGCAACUUCAGCUCAGACGAACAUACAAGAAGCGACCUGUCAAACACAGGAACAGACGCAGCUACCGACAGUGACAGAGUUGAAGGCUCCAGAUAAAACCCCAGCAGAAAUAACUGAGUUCUGGGAUGAUUAUUUACUUCCUGCUGCUGAUGAAAUGCAAGAGGGGGGAAGCAGUUCUAAGCUGGUAUUUGCCUCCCCUCUCUUUAACACUCAAACCCACCUUCAAAUCUGCAAUGAACAUGAUACACAAACUGGCUGGCACUUUCCGGCAGGGCUUGGACUAGCAGAAGAAGUGCAGUGUCCACUGUGGCAAUUUCCUGCAGUGAGCUAUUACCCUCCAUUAGAGCCAACAGCACAGUUUGAAGUAAUGUGGAGAGUGUGGGAGGAGGUGGAUGAGAGUGCCCCUGCAGAAGGUACUUCCCUAAAACCCCUCCCAUUCACAAACGCCUCAAUGGAGUUCACUGUUAUGUCCUACAACAUCCUUGCUCAGGAUCUACUUGAGGCCAACGAGGGGCUGUACACACACUGCCCCCUGGAGGUGCUCGACUGGAGCUACCGCUGCAGCCUACUUUUAGAGGAGAUACUGAAAUGGGCACCAGAUAUUUUGUGUCUUCAAGAGGUUCAGGAGAACCACUACCAGGAACAACUCUUUCCGGUCCUGUCCCAGAUGGGCUACAGCUGUGUGUACAAGAGACGUACAGGAAACAAGACGGACGGCUGUGCUACUUGCUAUCGUAGCGGUCGCUUCUCUGAGCUAUCAGUCACCCUGCUGGAGUUCCUCAGGCCUGACACAGAGCUGCUGGACCGGCACAAUGUGGGCAUCGUUUUGUUGCUUCAGCCAGUGGUCACCAAGGGCCCAGAGAUCAAGGCAAAGGGUCCACCGCUCUGUGUGGCCAACACCCACCUGAUCUUUAACCCAAGGAGGGGCGAUGUGAAGCUUGCUCAGUUAGCCAUACUGUUGGCAGAUAUUGACAGUGUGGUUAAGUCAUGCAAGGCAAAAGGUGAACACUGUAACCUUAUAUUAUGCGGCGACUUCAACGCCCUCCCCCACACGCCUCUGUAUCAGCUGGUUGCCACAGGGGAGCUCUACUUCCAGGGUUUACCAGCAUGGAUGAUUUCAGGUCAGGAGGACCUGUCAUACAACAUCCACUGUCACAGACUGCAAGCUCCGCUGUGGCCCAGCAGUGUAGGAAUCACAGACAGCUGCCAGUACUCGACUGUCAAGGAGAUACUUGAGAACCAGCAUCAAAAACCAGGGAACCGUCAGUUCAGUCAUGACUUCCUGCUGCAGCUGCGCUUCUGUCCAGCUGCAUGUGUCCGCCCUCUGGACUUGGUACUGAUCCCAGGCGUCACUGACAACACACCAGAUGCUUCAAGGAAAAAAAAUCUGCCUUAUGAUAAAAGUUUCAGACACACAAUCCGUCAUCAGUUUGACCUUGAGUCAGUCUACAAACACAUUCUCCCAGGCUCUGGCUACCCAGAAAUCACGACCCUGCACUCUGAAGGAGCAGCCACUGUCGACUACAUCUUCUACACCCAAAGACGGCUGUUAACUCCUGAUCAAAACGUUGGUGGUAACUCGGUGAAUGAGGGUCUGCAGCUCAUUGGAUCUCUCUCUCUCCUAUCAGAGGAUGUUUUACUGUCAAUGAGGGGUCUUCCCAAUCACAUAUUCCCCUCUGACCAUCUCAGUCUUCUUGCCAAAUUCCAGCUGGAACUGAAUGCUUCAUGAAGAAAAAAAGAGUCUGACUAAAUUUAAAGGAUGACAGCAUAAUGCAUAUUUUGGUUCAAAUGGUUAUGCCCUGUUAACAUUUAGUUCAUUAUCUUUUCAGUAUGAUACUGUUGUGGAUUAAUCCUAAAUCAUAGUUUUCUAAGUGAAUGUAAGUUUAGAGUGAAAGUAAAGAAAGAGUCUGGUUCCUCAUGGUGUUGAUGAGAGGAAAGAUGCAGCGCUUUAACUGAGAUAUGACAAAUCAUUUCAAUGAUUCUGUAAUAGUUAAUUUAAAGACAGGUAGAGGUCCUUCAAGACUUAUUGGUGUCAUAACUCACCUGUUCAUUUGGAUAUGGUUUGUUCUGUUUUAAUUUAUUUGAACAGUUUUUUGAAAAGGGAAUUAUUAUUUAUUUUUUCAGAUGGGAAAAAUAUUGAAUAA